This is a messenger RNA of Eimeria tenella, 1116 nucleotides long. RefSeq lists its product as uncharacterized. The record is from RefSeq and is a predicted model, not a curated record. The transcript is spliced from 3 exons. Lineage: Eukaryota; Apicomplexa; Conoidasida; Eucoccidiorida; Eimeriidae. The annotation marks the transcript as partial.
GCGGAAAGUGCUUGUGAAAGAGAUACGAUUGGAACAGCAGCAGCAGCAGCAGAAGCAGCAGCAGCAGAUUCUGCACCGGCUACAGGAGAGUGCUGCUGCUGCUGCUGCUUCUUGGACCCCACCGCAGCGAGACCAGAGUUCUGUUCCUUUGCUGCAGUAGCUGCUGCUGCUGCUGCUGCUGGGCUGCCUCUGCCUGUGGCUCAGCUGCUGCUGCAGCAAGACGCUCUGGAGAGCUUUUGCAGUGAAGGAAACAGCUUUUACUUUGACAGCGAAGUUCUGCAGAGAGAGCCAUCGGACACAUGGGCAGCUUCAGCUGCUGCUGCUCUUCGGGAGCUGCUGCAGGAAGCCCUUAGCCUCCGUGCGUGUCCAGCAAAGAGACGAGCUGCUUCCAUAGCAGCAGCAGCAGCAGCAGCAGGCGCGAGCAAGAUGGGUCCAAAGCCAGCCGGCAAGCAGCAGCAGCAGCAGGAGCAGCAGCAGCAGCAGCAGGCGGGGUCUACUUUGCUGCGUCAGUCUGCUGCCGAUUUCAUCGCUGCUGCUGAAUCGCCGGCUGCUGCUUCGGGGGCCUCAGCAGCAGCAGCAGCAGCAGCAGCAGCAGUGGCAGUAAAGACGCCCAAGGGUUUUCUGCUGCUUGAGGGGCCCCUUGUAGCAGCACUUGAGGCCCUGGUGCUGCAGGCGACUGGCCUAGACCCUCGCAAGGAAGCAGCUGGGAGAACUUUGCUGCUGCAGCUGCUGCAGCAGCACGCAGACAACUGCCAUAUUCUGCAGCAGCAGCAGCAGCAGCAGCAGCAGGCCGAGCAGCAGCAGCAGCAGCAGCAGGCCCAGCAGCAGCAGCAGCAGCAAGUCCAGCAGGAGCAGCAGCAGCAAGCCCAGCAGCAGCAACAGCAGCAGCAGGCCCAGCAGCAGCAGCAGCAGCAGGCCCAGCAGCAGCAGCAGCAGCCCCAGCAGCAGCCGCAGCAGCAGGCCCAGCAGCAGCAGCAGCAGCAGGCCCAGCAGCAACAGCAGCAGCAGGCCCAGCAGCAGCAAGAGAUAGCGGAACAGCAGAAGCAGCCCGCCGCAGUAGUACAGACAGACCGCAUGAACAAGUCCCAGCAGCAGCAACAGCAGCAGCAGCAGUAA